UUCCAGCUGGCAGUGAUGCUGAGCGCUCUGAUCCUGCUGCUGAACCUCGGAGGAGCUGCGGCUCUCAAGAUCUGCUCCUUCAACAUAAAGUCCUUCGGAGAGAGCAAAAUCUCCAAACCAGAUGUGCUGGACAUCAUAGUGGAGAGCAUCAGCCGCUGUGACCUCAUGCUUGUCCUGGAGAUCAAAGAUGCAAAAGGAAGAGCGUUUGAUCAGCUCAUGACUCACCUGAACAGCAGGUCCAGGACACGUGCAAAUGAAUUUAACUCUGUCAUUAGUGAGAGACUCGGGAGAAAGUCAUACAAAGAGCAGUAUGCCUUCAUUUACAGGCAGAAGAUGUUGUCUGUGAAAUCCGUCUAUCAGUAUCCAGACGCUCAAACCGGAGAUGAAGACGCAUUUGCUCGAGAACCGUUCGUCGUGUGGUUUUCGUCUCCAAAAACAGAAGUCAGGGAUUUCGUCAUCAUCCCCAUUCACACGGCUCCAGAAGCGGCUGUGAAAGAACUCGACGAACUCUUCGACGUUUAUCAGAACGUUUCACAGCUGUGGCCCUCAGACAACUUCAUCAUCAUGGGGGAUUUCAACGCCGCCUGCGGUUACAUUCCAAAGAGACAGUGGGUGAACAUCCGCCUGCACUCUGAAACUGAGUUUGUGUGGCUGACAGGUGACAAGCUGGACACGUCGGUGAAGACAUCGACCACAUGUGCUUAUGACAGGGUCGUCCUCCGUGGAGAGAAGAUGAUUGAGGCUGUGAAUCCUGAAUCUGUGGAGGUGUUCAACUUUAAAGAGGAAUUUGGCCUCACUGAGCAGGAGGCUCUGGCAGUGAGUGAUCAUUUCCCGCUCUGCAUCACAGUAAAUCAAGCACAGAGGAAAGGAUAACAACCUUCUCCAUUUACACUUUACUGCUCGCCUGCUUCAUUAGUCCUACAGAUGAGAAUGAGAAACAGCUUAUAGGAAAAUGAACGAAUUCUAACUAUCUUUGAUGUAGAAAUCGAGUGUUCAGUGCUUUAUUUGUUGACUGUGUUUUUGUAGAGAAGAACAGAAAUGUUUGAUUGAAUGAUAAUGACAAGCUUCCAGUGCUUGUUAAUUAUGAACCAGCGGUCUGUAGUGUUGGUUUACUGGUUGCUGUGAGACACUAGAGUUAGUUUGCAAGUAUGUUUCCACUGUAACCCGUCUCCAUUUCUCCAUUAAUUAACUCUGUGCACCACAACACCUGUAUAAGUGCUUCAUAUUGACAUUUGCAUGUAUGCUUAUCUGAUUUAUUUCAUUUUAAUAAAAGAUUUACUCGA
Cyprinus carpio (common carp) is the source of this 1283-nucleotide messenger RNA. Its product is annotated as deoxyribonuclease gamma-like. Gene Ontology annotation, biological process: DNA catabolic process. NCBI's taxonomy places the organism in Eukaryota, Metazoa, Chordata, Actinopteri, Cypriniformes, Cyprinidae. Gene Ontology annotation, cellular component: nucleus. Gene Ontology annotation, molecular function: DNA nuclease activity. The record is from RefSeq and is a predicted model, not a curated record.